Capsicum annuum is the source of this 591-nucleotide messenger RNA. RefSeq lists its product as uncharacterized. Lineage: Eukaryota; Viridiplantae; Streptophyta; Magnoliopsida; Solanales; Solanaceae. The record is from RefSeq and is a predicted model, not a curated record. The coding region runs from base 1 to 591 and encodes 196 amino acids. The transcript has a single exon.
AUGGCUUCCAACAAUUUCCCAAUUCCUUCACCCCUAAUUUUUUCUGGUGAGAAUUAUUCAAUUUGGGAUCUCAAGAUGAGAACAUACUUGCGAGCAUAUGAUCUUUGGGAUGUGGUAGAGGUUGGAGGAGAGGUAAAUCCUUUGCCAAAUAAUCCAACUAUGGCGCAAAUUAAGAAUCACAGAGAAGAGGUUUCAAAAAACUGUAAAGCUCUCUCUUGCAUACAAUCAGCACUUUCGGAAGUAAUUUUCGCUAGAGUUAUGGCCAGUGAGAAUGCAAAGGAGGCUUGGGACAAGUUGAAAGAAGAAUUUCAUGGAAGUGACAAGAUCCGGCAAAUAAAAGUGAUAAAUCUGAGAAGAGAGUUUGAAAUUCUCAGAAUGAAGGAUUCAGAAACUAUUGAAGAAUUCUCUGGUUGUAAACCAAAUCAGACUUAUGGGAGAAGAGCUUACAGAUUCAAGAAUCAUGGGCUUGUGAGUUUGCCGGAAAGAUUUGAAGCAAAGAUCUCCUCACUCGAAGAUUCGAAGGAUCUUACAAAACUGUCACCUUCAGAACUUGUACAUGCUCUUCAAGCUCAAGAGCAAAGAGAUCCUUGA